GUUGGCAAAUACUUAGCUCCAAUGGUGAUUAUUUUCAUUAAAAACACACUCCCAUGUGUUUUAUUUCUUACUUAUGUACGUUGUAACCAUGAUCUGAACUUGCUUUUAACAGGGGGCUCGGUCUCUAGAGAAGUGAGUGCUUAUGCAGGGGGAGGAAUCAACAUCAAGUGCAGAUAUGAGGAUGAAUAUAAAGACAAACCCAAAUCUUUCUGUAAGAUGGGAACACAUCAGUGGUGUUUUAAUCGAAUAUCAACAAAACUAAACAGUGAAUGGUCACAUGAUGGCAGAUUCUCAAUUCAGGACAGCAGAAGUGCAGGAUUCUUCAGUGUGUUUAUCAGAGAGCUGAUUACGGAAGACACUGGAACAUACGCGUGUGCUGUUGUUGUGUCUGAUGAAAUACAGAUCUACACUGUAGUGACGCUGAAUGUAACAGAAGAUCUGUCCUAUGAGAAGUCCAUCAGUAAGACUGUCCAUGUAGGAGGAGAUUUGAUUGUCAGCUGUAAAUACCCAGAAUCCCUCAGGAGUGACUCCAAGUUUCUCUGCAAGACGAGGCUGCAACGUGCUGCUUGUUCUUAUAAAGCAUCUGUUAAAGAAAGUAGAAAAUAUGUCAAUGAGGGGAAAUUCUCCUUGUAUGAUGACGGAGAAACACAAAUGUUGACUGUGAGUAUUAGAAAUGUAACUGAGCAGGACUCUGGUGAAUACUGGUGUGGAGCUGAAGCAGCCUGGAAAUCUGAUCAUGGAUACAAGGUUUAUUUCACACAGAUCCACCUGACAGUUACUGGAUUUCCAGCUUUCACUGUCAUCACUGUGUCUGUAAUUCUGCUUCUGCUUCUAGUGCUUCUGAUUGGAGUCAUAUUCCUCAUUGUGAUUCUACAUAAGAGAUGCAGGACGCAAAGUCCAGGAAUAAUGACACUCACUUACAGAGAGACAAAUGGAGAUUAUGAAAAUGACCCAAACGUGCUUCAUUUCCAGUCAAGACAAAUGACCAACCAAUCAGAUUCAGUCUCCCAAGUCUGAACCCAACACCAACCAAUCAGAUUCAGUCUACCAAAGUCUGAACCCCAACACCAACCAAUCAGAUUCAGUCUACCAAAGUCUGAACCCCAACACCAACCAAUCAGAUUCGGUCUACCAAAGUCUGAACCCCAACACCAACCAAUCAGAUUCAGUCUACCAAAGUCUGAACCCCAACACCAACCAAUCAGAUUCAGUCUACCAAAGUCUGAACCCCAACACCAACCAAUCAGAUUCGAUCUACCAAAGUCUGAACCCCAACACCAACCAAUCAGAUUCGGUCUAACAAAGUCUCAAGUGUUAAACCGACCAGUUGGACACAGUUGGAGUCAGAAAUUGCCCUCUAACCAAUGAGAUUGUUGCUGCCAGAUUCUCUAUUAAACUGGACUGGCCUCUCAUUUGAAAAUUAUUCGAGUUUCAAACUAAACUGUGGAAUAACCUGUCAAGAUCAGAUAAUGUAAAUGAAUAGUUUUUCAAAAAGCCAGUUUAUCGCUGUUCAGAAGUUUGCUAUAUGCUUGGAAACCAGCACAUGGAAGUGCUUCAUCCUCAUCCUGAAAUGUGGUCAAAUAAAGUGUAUAAAAGAUGCCAUUUCAUAUGUUAGAUAUCAUGUGUUCUGUGAUUACCUGAUGCUGAAAGUUUGUGCUUCUGGGUUUGUUUUGAGAGUCAGGAUUUGAGUUGUUCACAAAAUUACACACACCUCCUUCAAGUUACAUUUCUGAUGUGUGAUGAUUUUCAUAACCUCCAUGACACAGGGUUAGAGGUUAGUUAGAAGUUUCAGCUCAAUAGCAUCGCUCAACAAUCAACAGUGAACAUUUAUUAUUAUUUAUUGUUAUUUUUAUCAUGAAUCAUCAUUUAUCAUUCCCGACUUUAAUCACUUUUAAUCAUUUUAUAUAAUCAUUUUCCAUAUUAAUGCUGUAAUGAUGCAUUUGCCUCCUAAUGUUUUUGGAACUUUGGGAGGAGUAAGCUUAGCCACACACUGAUUUUUACUGAUUUACUGAUUUACUUGUAAUUUCAUGAUUAUAAUUACUAUUCUCUGUCUUUUUUAUUUUCACUUUGAUUAUUAAACAUUUAAUUAAUCAUAAAGGGGAGUGUAGAAUAUUAUGUAUUUUAAACUCCACUCAAUGCUUCCUGUGUGUUGUACGUUUACUCCUUUACAUUUUGAGUACUGCAUCGAUAAUGGACUGUGGUUGCUAUGCGUUACUUGGUAGGUUCUAUUUUCUAGACUUAGGUCACUUUUGAGUUUCCAGCCACAGAGGGUUUGUAAGAAAGAGAGUCAAAGGUUACAGGUGUUUUGGAUGAUGAGACCAUGAAGGGGUCAAAUGAAUAAAUGAAUAAAUUCUGUCUCCAUCCCUCCACUUUUGUGGCUGCCUGCAUCUCUUUAUGAAGAAAAAACUACACUAUGAAAUUCUGUGCUUCAGGUCUUUCUCCUGGUCAAAAUAACAAACUCCCAAAAACUUGACAAAUGAAACAAAAGCAGCAGCAGCUGAAAUGGGAAAUGUUAUGCGAUCAUGGACUUUGUAAUGUUGUAAUUCUGUUCUUAUUCUCUUCACAUUAAGAACAAAAAGCAGUUAGACAGAUUCAGGGAUAUUUCUGGGGGAUAUAAGAACAUAUUCUGAUACAGUUUCAUUGUAAUUGUUAGAUCCUUGGCUACACACCCUUCCACACUUCAGUACUCACAGACAAUGGUCUACUUACCCCUGGCUCCGCCCACUUACAGGCUUCUUAACAUGACAUGAACCUGGACUAUUUCAGUACUGACCUGAACAGUUGCUGCUCCAAAGCACUUAUAGUGGUCAUGCACGUUACACACGCACAAUGCGAUUCGAGCUUUCUCUUGAGUUUUGGUCACAUUUUUAUUCUUACAUGGAUGUAGUGCUUCCCUCCUGUGUGUCUCACAUUAUCCUCUAGAUGG
Molecule: messenger RNA, 2926 nt
Organism: Ictalurus furcatus (blue catfish)
Lineage: Eukaryota; Metazoa; Chordata; Actinopteri; Siluriformes; Ictaluridae
Product: polymeric immunoglobulin receptor-like
Exons: 5
Coding region: 22-1017 (331 amino acids)
Source: RefSeq, a predicted model, not a curated record